AUGGGGCAUCAGCUGCACAAGGCCGGCAUUUGGACAGCUGUGGUGAUGUUCGACUUGGAAGUAACCUGGCCACCGCCCAGCACUAAUUCACGCGUGGGUGGCUACGAGUUCUUGGGAGGAGAGGCAGAGGCCAUUUUGCUGAUUUCACGGGCCUUCGGCAAGUUUGAGUUUGCAAUCAAGGAGUUGGAGAAAUAUGAAGGUCCCGCUCUGCUGAUUCUAGCACCUGAUACGCCUGAGUUUCAUAGUGCAGCUGAGAUCAAUGCUCAAUAUUGCACUCAAAUGGAGGUGGUCAACGGUAAAGGCAGCCACUACAACAUGAUGCAGGGUGAGCAAGCGGCCACACAGGCAGCACUUGUACUUGAGUUUGCCAAGAGGUUGGGGGGGAGUGGCCGACGACAUAUCUUCCGCAGGAGCUUGCUGAGCUUUGUUGCCUUGACGGAGAUGCUCUUAGCGGCGGUAGCACCUUCACGAGCAUUGCGCAACGCCUGGGUGGGUGCUUUGGUGUACGAUCAAGAGGCCCUGGAGUGCAAUUCCAUCCCGGAUCUUGCUGCUUGCUACAACCGCCGGGUCCUUGAAGAUGUCAAGAGCAGCGGUGAUGCCGGUGAGAGCCUGAUAGUCAUUGCAGGCUACUCUCAUGGUUGUGUACUUGCUCAUCAGAUGGGGCAUCAGCUGUACAAGGCCGGCGUCCGGACGGCUGUGGUGAUGUUCGACCUGGAGGUGACUUGGCCACCACCUAGCACCCACUCACGCGUGGGCGGCUACGAGUUCUUGGGCGGAGAGGCCGAGGCCGUCUUGCUGAUUUCGCGUGCUUUUGGCAAAUUUGAUUUUGCAAUCAAGGAGGCGAUCGAGCUCACCAAGAUGAAAGCUCAGGGUCAAAGCAUUGAUGUGGAUGCCUUGAUAGAGAGAGCCUAUGUCGCGUUGGGCCAACGCGGGCUGUCUAUGGAUCUCUUGAAGAUGAUGGUGAAGCGAGGCGGUGUCAAUAUUGAGAAGCUGAACAACAUUGGGAAUCCAUGGGAACCGUUGGAGAAGUAUGAAGGUCCUGCUCUGCUGAUUUUGGCACCUGACACACCUGAGUUCCAUAGUGCCGCUGAGAUCAAUGCUAGAUAUUGCACAAGAAUGGAGGUGGUCACUGGAAAGGGAAGCCACUACAACAUGAUGCAGGGUGAGCAAGCAGCUGCACAAGCAGCCAUCGUUCUCGAGUAUGUGAAGAGGCUCUCAGAAGCUACCUUAGUUUGUCCUGCUGCAGAAGGCAUCACUGUCCUUCGGGAUUGUCCAGGCCCAUGUAUAUACUUUCUGCAUGGCCUGGAUGGAGAUGCCCUGGGACCUGGGAUGAACCUUGGAUCGUUGCCGUCCUUGCUGUCCGGCCGCAUUUGCAGCAUCGAGUAUGAUGAUGAGGCCUUUGCUUGUGAAACCAUUGAAGCGUUGGCCAAGCUCUACAAAGAGCGCAUCCUCCAGGACCGGGCAUUGCGACCAGAUGGCAAGCGACUAGUGCUUGUGGGUCGCUCGAUCGGUGCCCUAGUGGCCUCGUUGAUUGCACUGUACCUCCAGAAGGACCACGUCGAGUGCUUCCUGGUGAUACUCAACUCUGAGGUCGUGUGGCCUUCAAAGCUGGACGACAGCUUUUGCUAUGACUGGCUUGGAGGAGAGGUUGAGGCCACCUUUUGGUUGAGCCACCUUGCGGGAGCAAAAGCCUUCGUCGAUGAACAGGUCCAGUCUGCAGUCACUCGAGGAAAGGCUUUUGCUGAAGGUGCAUCAAGGCUGCAGACGGCGGCGUUUGGACAAAUUGCCUCUAACUUGGAAGCCUUUGGCAUUCGCUCCUUGAAGGAGUUUCGCAGUGUUUGCACCCUGGCGAGCUCCCACUGUGCUCGGCUGAGACAGCUGUUGCGACCUUCUGCUGGCUCCAUGCGGACGCCUGCGGGCAUUUUUGAUGGCAAGGUGCUGGUCAUCACAGGUGCUGAACGACAAAGCAAAUUGGAGCAGUCUGCGAGACAAUAUUUUCGGAACAUCGUCACGCGUUGUGUCAACACUGAUGACCAUGAGGUCUACGUUGGCGCAGUGGCUUCUUCAAUAGCAAGUGAGAUAUCUCAGUUCCUUGUUCAGGACCGGACCCGGGUCGACGGUGACAGAGAUCCCAGGCAUGAGGCUGAGAGUUUGGAUGCAGCACAUGUUCCAAUCUAUGUAGUUCCAGGAUGUGAUGGAGGCGUUUUGGGCGAGCUGGCAUCAUUGGUUGACAUCCUGAAUGCCGACACCGGUGGGGUGCUGGUUUUCGACCAAGAGGCCAGAAGAUGUUCAUCCUUGGCAGAUCUGGCGGCACUCUUUUUGCAGCGAAUCUCUGAUGACCAAGCAUGGAUCUCAGAGGGAGACUUGCCUGAUGCGAGCCUUUGCAAGGUGCUUUUGCUGGGGCAUAGCAGCGGUGCACCCUUAGCCUACGAAAUGGCUAUGCAACUCCAAGACUGUGGGGUCGAUGUGCGAUUGGUCAUCGUCCAAGGCGAAGUGUCCCGUGCUGGUCCAAGCAGCACUGGCUUAAGCGGCUGCUGGUUGGGCAGCACUUGUGAGGCCAUCCUCCUCCUUGCAAACCGGGUUGGUGAAAGAGAAUUUGCACUCAAAGAAGCAGAAGCCAUGGCCAAAGCACGCCAAAAUGGCCAGAAGCUUUCACGAGGACGGCUUCCGGAUACUUGUGGUCUAGCUUUUGACGGUAUCUCAGGAGGCUACAUGAAUGGACAUUCAAACAACGGCGGCGUUGAGGAGUCGAAACUCUUGAUGCGGGCAUUCUGGAAACUGUCUGAUCAGCUCAAUGGCAUGUCCGUAGAUGCCUUCAAGGAGCUUGUAGCAGAUCUUGCUUCACGCAUUGAUUGGUAUAUGAGUUUGGACAGCCUGGAACAUCAAGAUGCAUUUGAGGGUCCGGCGCUUUUGAUCUUGGUCCAAGACUGCGCAGAAGCAGAGUCGAUCAUCGAGAGCAACGCUCUGUAUUGCACUCAACUGGAAGUCGCUGAAACGAACGGCGACCAACACAGUUGUAUGCAUCAGGGCAACAUGAAAUCCUUGGCUGCCCAGAUCUUGAGCUGGCAGGCGCACGGGACAAAACGUGCAGUUAGAGGUGAUCCAGUGAUCCAGUCCUGAUGAUGUUUCCAUAUUUUUCCAAUAUAUCCAGUCCUGAUUUUUCUAAAUGUCGGGCAAAUGUCCUGGCGGUCCUGACAUUCCUGGUAUCAUGGACGGUGAAACCAAUGUGAAAACCUUUUUUGGAUUCAGAAAACGCACCUCAGCGAGGCUACUCCCCGCGCCGCCCUGAUGUGUCACAAGACUUGAGAUAUAAGCCACUCGAGACAAGAAGACAGGUACUCAGUCGACUCAAUGACCUUCUAAUUAUUACUAUUGUCUAGGGGUGCACCAAUUUGUACUCAGCUGAACGACAGGUGUACAGACCAAAUUGAUUCCACUAGCCACUGACAUGCCAAACAGUCACAAUGCAUCAACAUGCCAAUGACAAUGGAUGCUCCUCGACAUCGAAACGCAUGUCCAAUGCUGUGCAGGAGAAGUAUCCGCCAAAGGUUAGAAGCGAUAGGUUAUUGUGCGACAUCGUUCAAUAGAGUGCGCUUGUCCCAUUUUUUGCUUCGGAGACAACUGCAAACAAGAAGCUACUAGGAGCAAGGACGCUACUAGGGGCUCCUG
Molecule: messenger RNA, 3669 nt
Organism: Durusdinium trenchii
Lineage: Eukaryota; Dinophyceae; Suessiales; Symbiodiniaceae
Source: the annotation of a GenBank genome assembly